AGUAUUUGAAUAUACAUGGCGACUGCUCAACCGCUUCUCUCCACAGUCCAUCGCAUCCCGAUUUGGUUCUUUUCGCGCUCUCUAUAAAAUUUCUAUUCUCCCAGAACAACAGGAGCACCCAAAAAAAUCACCCUUUCCCUCUAGUUUAACUAUAUAACCAAUCUCUUCUAUUCACUCAAAAAGAACAGAAUAUGAGCAAAACUCCUGCUACUUUCGUGGUCGAACACCUCGACCCCGAAUUAGGUCCCUGGUCUUCCUUGGAAUAUGGCUGUAUCGCUCGUGAAUCCCACGCAACAGGUGCUCGAUUCCUGCUCAGCUCCGUGCCCCCAUCGUUGAAGCUGCCCCAGGAGCUGGCUGCCACUCAGGGCCUUGAGAUUAACCAGCACAGCGUCGAGGAAAUCUUUGCGGACCGGAAGGACAAGGUCUGCUUGCUUGAUCCAGCGGCCCAGGUCGAGUUGAGCCCGGCCGAUGGCGAUCAGUUUGAAGUGUUUCUCUUUGGCGGUAUUCUUGGUGAUGAUCCUCCGCGGGAUCGCACCAAGGAAUUGAGAAAAAAGGGCUACGCAGGACGUCGGUUAGGUCCUAAGCAGAUGACCACCGAUACGGCAGUGCGAGUCACCCGUAUGAUCUCGCAGGAUAGAAUUCCUCUGAAGCAAGUCCCAUACGUCGACUACCCAGAAAUCCGGGUCACCGAGAAUGAGCGCACCGAAAUGCCAUUCCGCUAUGUCAAGGGUGCGGAUGGCCAACCGAUCAUGCCUUCUGGUAUGAUCGAUCUCAUCAAGAAUGAUGCUGACAAAGGCGUCGAUGACCUAUUUUAACCUGUCUGCGGUCUACCCGGUCUACCCUGUACAAAGAAAGAUCGAGUAUUAGACGCUGUGAUGAAUGUAAAGGAACCCAUACCUCUUGGAACCCUCUUCACUACUGGACCCAUUCCGCAAGGCGCAGCAAGGCUAACCACCACUACUUGUACACCAGUCUCUUUCUUCCCUCAACGCUAUUAUUGUCCAUCUCUGGUUCGCCUUGUUCGAGGCCGAUUUCCUGCUUUCUUUCAACGUCUUUUU
Molecule: messenger RNA, 1058 nt
Organism: Aspergillus glaucus CBS 516.65
Lineage: Eukaryota; Fungi; Ascomycota; Eurotiomycetes; Eurotiales; Aspergillaceae
Product: SAM-dependent methyltransferase
Exons: 5
Coding region: 192-815 (207 amino acids)
Biological process (GO): peptidyl-arginine methylation
Molecular function (GO): protein-arginine omega-N monomethyltransferase activity
Source: RefSeq, a predicted model, not a curated record